AUGAAUACCUCUGGAAAUUCUUCCUCUCUUCUCCGAGACUUGUCUCAAGGCUCGUCCAAGAAAGGUCCAUCCAAGCCUCGUGGACGUCCUCGUGGGUCCAAAAAUAGACCCAAACAAGAGCCCAAACGAGAAAAUAUGGCUAUCAAGCCUGUUACUCUCGAAGUGCCGGCUGGAGUUGAUAUAAUCAAUUGGGUAGCUAACUUUGCCAAAUCAAAUCAAGUAUGUAUCACUGUUACUGCUGGAUUCGGCGUCGUUUCACUGGCGGUUUUUGCGAACGUAUUGUCUCAAACUCCACACAAAGAAUAUAAGGAGUAUCUUUCCGUGGAUAAUUUUUCAGGUACAUACGUAUUCUCUCCUUUGGCACAAACAACUCAAAGCUUUUUUAACGCUGCACUGAGCAGGGUGAAUGGCCAGUUAAUUGGCGGGGAAGCAUUCAGGAUGGUCACCAUGGGCAAGGUUGUUUUGAGUGCGUAUGUUUCCAAAAAUUCUCAUGUGUUUGCUGCAGAGGCUGCGGAGUUCCAUUGA
Molecule: messenger RNA, 525 nt
Organism: Daucus carota subsp. sativus
Lineage: Eukaryota; Viridiplantae; Streptophyta; Magnoliopsida; Apiales; Apiaceae
Product: AT-hook motif nuclear-localized protein 17
Exons: 1
Coding region: 1-525 (174 amino acids)
Cellular component (GO): nucleus
Molecular function (GO): DNA-binding transcription factor activity; minor groove of adenine-thymine-rich DNA binding
Source: RefSeq, a predicted model, not a curated record